AUGGCGACUGAGCAUAACGCCCAAGCAAGACUGCAAGCCAACUCGAACGGCGAUCCUCUAGAGAAGGAUUUCUCCCGCAACGGAACUCUAAACGGUAAUUAUACCAACGGAGCUGAUACCUAUCACAUGAACGACAUCAAUAUGGAGCAUGGCGAUGCUUUGAGACGCAUUCGUACUGCUGGCAGUAUUUCGAUUUCUCCAGAGCUGUUCGAGAAGAUAUAUCUUUCUCCGCAAAAUGCGGUUAAAGGUGACUUGCGAAAAACCUUCGCCAACCCUACCCCUCUUUGUAUAGUUGGCUUUCUCCUGUCGUUGUCACCACUUUCAUGUGAUCUUAUGGGAUGGCGAGGCUCAGGAGGCAAUGGAGCAGCUGGAAUUGGAACUUAUUACUUCUUCGGAGGCUUGCUCAUGAUUCUUGGUGCUGUGAUGGAGUUUCUCCUAGGCAACACAUUCCCGUUCGUUGUCUUCGGAAGCUUUGGCGCUUUCUGGCUUGCUUAUUCCGCAACUCUUCAGCCAUUCUACUACGCAUAUGGCCUAUACGCACCCCCAGGCGAGCCAGAAGCUGCUGGUCUUGAGACAGUUGGUUUUACCGCCUCUUUCGCUUUCUUCCUGGUUUUCAUGGGCGUCCUCUGCCUGAUUUACUUGAUCUGCUCUCUCCGUACCAAUGUGGUUUUCGUGGUAAUCUUCUUUACCCUCGUCCUCGCAUUCGGCCUUCUCGCAGGAUCCUUCUGGCACAAUGCCAACGCUUAUGGGAACACGAACGCAGCGGCUGCAGCGGAUUCCUUAGCACUAUCUCAUCGGUUGCAAGUCGCUGCUGGUGCCUGUACCUUUGUUACGUCUAUGGCGGGUUGGUGGAUCUUCGCAGCAAUCAUGCUCGCAGCUCUUGAUUUCCCAUUUCAAAUUCCUGUUGGAGAUUUGAGUACUUUGAUCAAGGGCGCGAGUGAGUCGGAGAAGAUGAAGCGACAAGCAAUAAGAGAUGAAGAACAGGAUAUGGGUGUCUGA
Messenger RNA from Glarea lozoyensis ATCC 20868, 999 nucleotides. RefSeq lists its product as uncharacterized. Gene Ontology annotation, molecular function: acetate transmembrane transporter activity. Gene Ontology annotation, cellular component: plasma membrane. The record is from RefSeq and is a predicted model, not a curated record. The transcript is spliced from 3 exons. Lineage: Eukaryota; Fungi; Ascomycota; Leotiomycetes; Helotiales; Helotiaceae. Bases 1 to 999 code for a protein of 332 amino acids.